UUUGUACGAUAAAAAUAUUCCCGGUGACGCAAUAGGAAUUCGUCCUUUCCGUCGCGUUACUGUGAGUGGAACAUGUCGUAUACGUCUGAUCGAAGAGUUGAAGAUCAAUGGUCGGACGAAUCUAAAAAUGGUCCGAGCGAAAGUGAUGCACUCAAUUAUGGAGGACCUCCCGGAAUGGACCCUGACGGUCUUAUUGAGUCCAAUUGGGAGCAAGUCGUUGAAAGUUUCGAUGACAUGAACUUGAAAGAAGAACUUCUACGUGGUAUUUAUGCUUAUGGGUUUGAAAAACCUUCUGCUAUUCAGCAACGUGCAAUUGUACCAUGUGUAAAGGGUCUUGAUGUUAUUGCACAGGCGCAAUCUGGUACUGGUAAAACUGCAACAUUUUCAAUUUCAAUUUUGCAACAAAUUGAUACAUCAUUGAAUGAGUGUCAGGCAUUGAUUCUCGCACCAACUCGUGAGUUAGCUCAACAGAUUCAAAAGGUUGUUAUUGCUCUUGGAGAUUUUAUGCAUGCACAGUGUCAUGCUUGCAUUGGAGGUACUAAUGUGCGCGAAGAUAUACACAAGUUGGAACAAGGAGUCCAUGUUGUUGUAGGAACUCCUGGUAGAGUUUAUGAUAUGAUUAGUCGACGUGCAUUGCGCACCAACAACAUCAAAUUAUUUGUAUUGGAUGAAGCUGAUGAGAUGUUGUCACGUGGUUUUAAAGAUCAAAUUCACGAUGUAUUUAAAUUACUUCCUAAUGAAGUUCAAGUUAUCUUACUAUCUGCUACUAUGCCAGCUGAUGUAUUAGAAGUAUCAAAAUGUUUUAUGCGCCGUCCAAUUAGUAUUCUUGUGAAAAAAGAAGAACUUACCCUCGAGGGUAUAAAGCAGUUUUAUAUAUUUGUUGAACGUGAAGAUUGGAAAUUUGAAACAUUGUGUGAUUUAUAUGAUACUUUGAGUAUCACUCAGGCUGUUAUUUUCUGUAAUACUCGUCGUAAGGUUGAUUGGUUAACUGAAAGUAUGCAUAAUCGUGAUUUUACGGUAUCUGCAAUGCAUGGAGACAUGGAGCAAAGAGAUCGUGAUCUUAUUAUGAGACAAUUUCGUACUGGAUCUUCUCGUGUUCUUAUCACGACUGAUUUAUUGGCACGUGGUAUUGAUGUGCAACAAGUAUCUCUCGUUAUUAAUUAUGACCUUCCUUCAAACCGAGAGAAUUAUAUUCACAGAAUUGGACGUGGUGGUCGUUUUGGACGUAAGGGAGUAGCAAUAAAUUUUGUCACUACAGAUGACAAACGUACCAUGAGCGAUAUUGAGCAGUUUUAUAACACUCACAUUGAUGAAAUGCCUUUAAAUGUUGCAGAUUUAAUUUAAAUCUUACUCUUGGAGACAAUUAUAUUAAGCAAAGCAAGAAAAAAAAUAUUACUAAAACAUAAGUGAAAUAAUAAGCUCUUAACUGAUCUCUCUGAUGGUGAGUGAGCAUAUUGAUCGAGUUGGGUGAAUCAUAUCGCUUACAUAAAGCGACUUUUGGAGGGUUUACAAAACCCUUAUUUGGAUUACUCUCUAUAUAAGAGAAUUAUAAAAUUUAGGUAGUGGCAUUAUUUAUUUUUUUUUUUUCUUUGAGAAAUCGCGUUUCACAACAAAUUAUUAUUAUAGUGUUUGUUGCUGUUGAUAUUACACCACUAAAUACCAUUAAUUAUUAUUAUUAUUAUUAUUGCUAGAAAUAAUUAUCAUUAAAUAUAUUGACAUUAUAAUAACGAAUAAAUAGUAGAAUAAUAAAAAGACAGUUAACUGUCGGGCCACCUGGGCCCGAAUUAACAGUUAACAGCUGUCGUUACAGUUGUCAGUUGUACAGGAAUUAUAAAUGGCUGUCAAUAUGCAGCCAAAUUCAGUACUUUUCGCAAACGUCGCUGUUAUUAAUCUCAUCGGAAUUAUUAUUCCGCUUUUAAACCCUUCCAUUUCAUCAAAUUGCUUUAUUUACUUUGAUAAAUAUGAUCUAUUAUAUGUUACCUCAAAUUUAACAUCUCAUUUACGACUUGUUUAUCUGGGAAAAAAUUUAGUUGGCUUUUGGAAGGGCUACUUUAAUUACAAGCGAUGCAGAAGAAGAUUUAAUUAUUAGAUUUUAGGUAGUUUCAAUUUUUAUAUAUCAAUAAUAAAUAUAAUAAAUUUAAUUUUUUUUUCGUUUGUUAAAUAAAUGUAUACUAUUACUUUUUUUUUCUUCUCAUAGUAUUAGUUUGUUACUAUGUUUUUCCAAUUAUCAAACUCUUAAAUAAAGACAAACGAUUAGCAAAAAAAUACAGUAGGACCUCGUUAUAAGACUAUUAGUUUCUCUCUCAAACUAUCGCGAUGCCUGACUUAUGAUAGAAUGAUAGUCUUAUAACGAGGUCCGACUGUAAUUAAAAAUUAAAGCCGAUUAGAUUCUAUUUUAUUUUAAUUUAUUAUAACUAAAGUUAGAAAUUUCGUUUUUUUCAUAUUUAAUAUUUUCUCAUAAAUUAAUCAUCAAAACCUUUUCUUCAAUUUACUUCCCA
This is a messenger RNA of Microplitis demolitor, 2498 nucleotides long. RefSeq names its product eukaryotic initiation factor 4A-I (gene eIF4A). NCBI's taxonomy places the organism in Eukaryota, Metazoa, Arthropoda, Insecta, Hymenoptera, Braconidae. Gene Ontology annotation, molecular function: ATP binding; RNA helicase activity; RNA binding. The record is from RefSeq and is a predicted model, not a curated record. The coding region runs from base 73 to 1344 and encodes 423 amino acids. The transcript is spliced from 6 exons.